CGAAGCCCUCACUCACCCACUUUCCUUUAUAUACACUACACCUCCACGCCCAACGACACAACCAACUCCCAACAGAACAAGAAAUGGAUUGGUUCUCAUGGCUGUCGAGAACAAAUCUCGAACCUUGUCUCAUCCACGAAUACAGUCUUUCCUUCUCCAAGAACGAGCUCGAACACGAAGACAUUGCUUACUUCAACCACGAGUUUCUCCAGAGCAUUGGCGUCUCCAUCGCCAAGCACCGUCUCGAGAUCCUCAAACUCGCGCGUCGAGAGCGCAAGAGAUCUCCUCUUCUCACCUCUCGCUCCAUCUCCAGAGUCGUGGUUGCCAUCAAGAAAACAAGCAGGUGUGUCUCCGAUCACGUACGCGCAUGGAUCCGCUGCGAGGAAGAGUCUUCUCGAGCUCUGGUGCUUGUACCUAAGAGAAGCGGUGGGGCUGGUAAGUGGAGAGGAGGGUUUAUGAAGAGGAACAAGAGAUCUGUGACGCCGAGCAACGCAAAUGGUGGAGGAGUUCAUAAGCAGCAAGAGGUGUUGUUGUUGACCAACGGGACUCCUUGUAGGAUCGAUAGCUUCUCGAGUCCCAUGGUUUUUGAUUACAGUUUCAGGGAGGAGAUGGCUUAUAAGGAUAACAGACAAGAUACUUAUCUUGAAGAGAUCAAAUGGGAUUCAAUGUUUCAGAAUCUGAAACCUACUUGAAGCUCUGUUCUUGAUGGUGAGAGAUGAGGUUUUAGAGUUCGUUCUUCCACCAGAAUUUUUUUUGAAGUUUUGCAUCGGUUCUUGUGCUUUGAGUGUGUGUGAUUAGUGUUUCUGUUAGACUAAUUAAUUUUGAUAAUUAAAAAAAUAGGGUUGAGUGCUGAGUGUCAGGUCAGGUGAGUGUGGGUAAUCAUGUUGUGUAAUGAGUCUUGUCUCUUCAUUCUUUGCUGUUUGCCUAAGUCUUUGUUCCAGUCAAAAAGCUUCCUUUACAGCUUUUACUUUUUACCACUUACAGAUCAAGAG
This is a messenger RNA of Brassica oleracea var. oleracea, 992 nucleotides long. RefSeq lists its product as uncharacterized. Lineage: Eukaryota; Viridiplantae; Streptophyta; Magnoliopsida; Brassicales; Brassicaceae. Bases 84 to 692 code for a protein of 202 amino acids. The transcript has a single exon. Gene Ontology annotation, molecular function: protein binding. The record is from RefSeq and is a predicted model, not a curated record.